Messenger RNA from Ostreococcus tauri, 1110 nucleotides. RefSeq names its product tRNA-dihydrouridine synthase, conserved site. Gene Ontology annotation, molecular function: tRNA dihydrouridine synthase activity; RNA binding; flavin adenine dinucleotide binding. Bases 1 to 1110 code for a protein of 369 amino acids. The record is from RefSeq and is a predicted model, not a curated record. The transcript has a single exon. Lineage: Eukaryota; Viridiplantae; Chlorophyta; Mamiellophyceae; Mamiellales; Bathycoccaceae. Gene Ontology annotation, biological process: tRNA processing.
AUGGAGGGCCUCGGGGACGCGCGGUUUCGAAUCGCGCUGCACGCCGACGGGCGAGGUGGGUUCACGGAGGCGUGUAAGGAGUUUAUUCGCAUCCCGGGGACGCUGCCGAGGGGGGCGGUGGCGGAGAAGAUUGUGAAGAAUUUGUGCGCGCGGUACGACGCGGAUGAACUCGGGAACGUUCCGCUGGGGGCGCAGAUAAUGGGAAGUGACGCCGAGCUGUUGACGCUCGCGGCGAAGCACCUGGGAGAGGAUAAAAAUGCACCGAGGGUUGAUUUGAACUGUGGGUGCCCGGCGAGCGUGGUGACCGGGAAAGGGGCGGGGAGUUCGCUGUUGAAGGAUCCGAAAUUCGUGUACGACGCGGUGCGCGCCGUCGCGCGAGGGGUCGAGGGCACGAACGCGAUCGUGACGAUGAAACUGCGAACCGGGUACGAUGAUUCGGGUUUGUUGAGGGAGAAUUUAUGCGCCGCGCGAGACGCUGGGGCGCGGUUUAUCUCGCUGCAUGCGCGAACGCGAGCGCAAGGGUACUCGGGACGGGCGAACUGGGACGACAUCGCCUUCGCGAAGGAGGUUCUCGGGGACGACGUACCGAUAAUCGGUAACGGAGAUGUUACGAGCCCACUGCGUUGUGCCGAGUUGUUACGAGUGAGCAACGCGGACGGGGUGGGGAUCGGUCGCGGCGCGGUGCAGGAUCCGUUGAUUUUUCGUCGCAUCGCGGCUACAGUGAAGCGAGACGUCAACGGCGUCUGGAGGGUCACCGAAGACGCUUUUGAGCGCGAAUUCGAAGUUGACUUCGUGGUCACAUUCUUACGAACGUUUGCCGAAGAAGUUUUCAAGACGGAGAAUAAGCUGAACAGUAAGCGUGGGAGCGGCGUUCAGGAGCGCGAGCUUGAGGCGUUCAAGGUGGGCAAAUUAAAAUCCAUCGUGAAGUACCUGUUUGCCGGUAACGAGGCGCUUAAACCCCACAUCCAGGAGGUCAUGCGCAUCGAUCCUCUCAAGAUGAGCGCAGAAGAUGCGCUGGAUACGAUCGAACGGCUCGUCGUUCGAGAGUGGGUCACGCCGCAACACGUCCUAGUCGAUGCAUUCUCGGCGCGAGCACAGUAUCAGAAGUGA